GCCACGCCACCCACUGCCUGGGCUGCCUCCUCCUUCCCGCUUCCCUCGUCAACCAAAUCAACUCGCCUCGUCUCGUCUCCUUCCGCCAGCGCUCCCCAUCGCCACGCCACGCCGCGCGCACCGCCCGCCCGCCCGCCUCGCUCCCCGAAAUCUCUCUCGCCGGCCGGCCCUCGCUCGCGCGCGCGCCGGGGCGUCACUCCGAUCCCGAAUCGAUCGCCCCGGACCUGGACCUAGCCCUCACACCACCGGCCGCCGCCUCGAUUCGAUCGGGGGACCCGCGGGGAAGCGAGGCCUCGAUCGCGGCGGGGGACCCGAUGCCCCGCCCCCGGGCCCCUCCGGCGGGUUCGGAGGAGGCAUGAGCCGGCGGGGACCCGCCCGGAGCCGCCAGCCGCCAUGGACGCCACCGCGCGCCCUGCCAUCGUCAUCGACAACGGCACGGGGUAUAGCAAGCUUGGAUUUUCUGGUAACUCUGAGCCGUCUUUCACUCUCCCUACUGUCGUAGCAGUGAAUGAAUCUUUUCUAGACCAGAAAGAGCUGUUGAGUAGUGCAAACUGGAUAGCACAGUAUAAUGCAGGCGUCAUGGCUGAUCUCGAUUAUUUUAUUGGAGACGAGGCUCUAUCGCGUUUAAGAUCUAGUGGGCUGUACACUUCAAGAAGUCCAAUUCGUCAUGGUCAGGUUGAUGACUGGGAUACAAUGGAGAGAUUUUGGCAGCAAUGCAUUUUCAAUUAUCUGCGUUGCAAUCCUGAGGAACAUUAUUUCCUCCUUACGGACAGUCCUGUUGGUUCACCUGAAAGUCGUGAAUGUACAGGAGAAAUAAUGUUCGAGACCUUCAAUGUCCCUGGUCUAUAUAUAUCUGUUCAAUCUGUCCUCAGCCUUUCUGCUGGAUAUGCCUAUCUGAAAAGUAUUUCUGAUGAAAAUUCAGAUCCUUUGUCUGAUAUGACAGGUGUAGUUGUUGAUAUUGGGGAUGGUGCUCCACACAUUGUGCCAGUUGUAAAUGGCUAUGUAAUUGGGAGUAGCAUAAAGUCUUUUCCUUUUUCCGGGAGUGACGUAACUCAGUUUGUUUUGCAGCUGUUACAGGAAAGAGGUGAGCUUCUGCCAGCUGAGGAUUCUUUAGAUAUAUCUCGCAAGGUGAAAGAAAUGUAUUGCUAUACUUGUUCAGACAUUGUCAAGGAAUUUAAGAAGCACGACAAGAAGCCUGAUAAGUACAUCAAACAUUGGUCAGCUAUUAAACCAAAGACUGGGGUACCAUAUACAAUUGACAUCGGAUAUGAGCGCUUUCUUGGCCCAGAGAUCUUCUUCAAUCCUGAGAUUUACUCUGCUGAUUUCUCCACUCCUUUACCUGAAUUGAUUGAUAGCUGUGUUCAAUCUGCACCAAUUGACACGAGGAGAGCUCUGUACAAGAAUAUAGUAUUAUCUGGUGGAUCUACCAUGUUUAAAGACUUCCACAAAAGACUCCAGAAUGAUAUAAAGAAGAUAGUAGAUGAUCGUGUUGCUGCAACUAAUGCCCGCCAUCGUGUGGAAGUGAAACCUAUUGAAGUCAACGUGGUUGCCCAUCCUAUACAGAGCUAUGCAGUUUGGUUUGGGGGUUCAGUAGCUGCAUCUACCCCAGAAUUCUAUGAGUAUUGCCACACAAAGGAAGAGUACGAGGAACAUGGAGCGAGCAUAUGCAGAACAAGCCCAGUUUUCAAAGGAAUGUACUGAAUUUCUACACAUCACAUCUUCCAGUAGGAGCUCAUUUAGGUUUCUUCGAAUAGAAUAUAGCCAAUUUUGAUUCUUUUUGACCCAUCCCAACCAUUAUCGGGCCAUCCUGAUAGAAUUGUAGCGUUGUUUGUAGUUGUCUGUUCUGUAUUGCCUGUUGUGUAUAGCCAACAGCUUGGUUCCUGUUCGAGGUGCAUGAUUGUAGCCAGAACCUUGGACAGUUGGGAGGAAAUAUUGGUUUCCUUUUCUAUUAGUUUGUCCAGGCAAAUUUAUGAAUUUUUGUUAAUAAGGAAUCAGGUUAAAUUUUGGAAACUGUUGAUGACCACCGCGUGUGGGCUGGAAUCCAUUGAUGGAUGAAGAUC
Messenger RNA from Panicum virgatum (switchgrass), 2060 nucleotides. RefSeq names its product actin-related protein 3-like. Lineage: Eukaryota; Viridiplantae; Streptophyta; Magnoliopsida; Poales; Poaceae. Gene Ontology annotation, biological process: Arp2/3 complex-mediated actin nucleation. The record is from RefSeq and is a predicted model, not a curated record. Gene Ontology annotation, cellular component: Arp2/3 protein complex; actin cortical patch. The transcript has 10 exons. Gene Ontology annotation, molecular function: actin filament binding. Bases 394 to 1701 code for a protein of 435 amino acids.